AAGAAAAUGAAAAUAUCAAGGUCCUGAGGACGAACUCGACCAAUUUAACAAUUGUUACCUAAGCAAAUGAGCGUUAUAAUUAAAUGAUAAUUACAUGUUUUAAAUAUGGAAACUGUUUUACAAGCUUCAUUUUAUGGAGCUUUGACAAAGGGGGAUCUUUAAUUAAACAGCUCUGAUUAUGUGUCAUAUAAAAAUGUUCAAGUGAAAUCUAUUCUUACAUUUAAAGUUGACUAUAAAGUUUUUUUUAUUUUAUUUAUCAUAAUGUUUUCCAGAAGUGUUAAAUAGGCCAAUAUGCUUUGCUUAAAUUAGUUACUAAAGUGCAUUUAGAACCAUUAGACUUUUAUUUUGAAAAGCUUGAGUAACGAAUAACCGGAAAACAUAACUGAAAUAAAUAUAAUUCAGUUCGUUACAGUGAUUGUUUUAGUGAGUAAGGAAAUGUUGGCUCAGAGUGAUGUUAUUGAUUGUAAUAUAAUGUGUAUAUAUCAAAAAAUACAGCAAAGAACAUGUUCAUGUCAUAGCUUUUGAGACACUGCGGGGCUUUUCAUAGCCGCCAUCUUUGUUCGGGGCAAAGAUGCCGAAAAGUUGUUCUGCAUAUAAUUGCACAAAUAGGUACAAUAACAAAAAUCCCGAGAUCACGUUCCACAGGUUCCCUUUCAGCAAACCAUCGGUUCUGAAACAAUGGUUAGAUAAUAUUGGACGUGACGACUUCCAGCCAAGGAAGCACAUGGUUAUUUGUUCGCUUCACUUCACCCCGGACUGUUUUAGUGGUUUGGGCAACCGCAAAAAUCUGUUGUGGAACGCAGUGCCAACUCUCUUUGCAGCCCCACAUCAGGAUGCAAAGCAAAAUAAUUCUAGGAAGAGGCUGAAGAGGGCUUUAAAAUCUGCUGCUGAUAAAUGUGAUGGCAUUGCACCUGAUAGGACACCUCCUUUCACUGAGGAUACUCAAACUGAAGAGAUGCAUGAGGAUGCUCAAGACUUUCACAGCAAUGUAGAGGAUUACUGUCAAAACACAAAGGAUUUAGCUGCCGCAGACCACACCUAUGCCCUUUCGGAUCCAUGCAUGGCCAAAGCCCGUCUGUUUAAUGUUUUAGAUGCCAACAGAUGGCUACAGAGAAGGUUGCAGACCAAAUGCAGAGUGAUAAAAAGAAUGAAAAUUAAACUGCAAGAUGCUCAAAGAAAACUUUUGACUUUGCGUCGACAGCUCAGCUAUAGAUACACACAUCGUCAAAGACAUUCACAGCUCCCAAUACAGUGUGGCAGUGGCUCCAAGACCUAGUCAAGCAGCAAUAAAGACCUCAGGUUGCACAAACAUCUUUGAACUAUAAAGAAGGCUGAACUUUGGUCAUGGGAAAGGGGUUAUUGUGUGCAACAAAUAUGUUUCUUCAAAAGGAAGAAAAGUGUUUUUUUUUUUUUUUUUUUUUUCUGUAAUUGGACAUUUAAGUCCAAAUAAAUCUGUACUUUGGUUUUGAUAGGACUUGUAUGAAACAUUUUAUGCCCCCCCCCAAAAAAAAAAGAA
Messenger RNA from Ctenopharyngodon idella (grass carp), 1516 nucleotides. RefSeq names its product THAP domain containing, apoptosis associated protein 3 (gene thap3). The transcript has 4 exons. Bases 572 to 1276 code for a protein of 234 amino acids. The record is from RefSeq and is a predicted model, not a curated record. NCBI's taxonomy places the organism in Eukaryota, Metazoa, Chordata, Actinopteri, Cypriniformes, Xenocyprididae.